AAAGACAAAGAGAAUGCGAGAGACAGCGAGAAAGACAACGAACUGGAAAAGGUAGAAAGAAAACCAAGAAGAAUGGGAGGAAUAAAGCGAAGGACAACGAAUAGGAGAAAAUACAGAGAAAGACAAAGGGAAUGAGUGGGAUGGAGAGAAAGUCAAACUGAAUGAGGUAGAGAGAAAGACAAAUUGAACGAGACAGACAGAGAGACAGACAGAGAGAGGGAGAGGGAGGGAGAGGAAGAAAUAAGAGGUGUAUAUAGGGAUGGGGAGGAAGGAAGCAUUCAUUCAAUCUAUUUGUGUUUAUCCACUGAGCGAACACCUGGGUUGGCGGCCCUUCGCUCAGCCGCGUGAAGGGAAUAGCAAUGAAAAUGAAGGACAGAGGAAGAUGUAAUAAGGGAGAGAGAGACAGGUAAAUAGAUAGAUAUGUAGGUAGGUAAGUGAGUAGGUACAUAGGUGGUUAGCUAGAUAAAUAGAUAGAUAGAUAGAUAGAUAGAUAGAGACAGAUAGAGAGAGAGAGAGAGAAACGGUAGCUGGGUAAAACCAAAACCUUAUUGACAUUUCUAAAAAUCUAAUUAUUGGAGAAAAAACGCAUUUAAUCUACUCAAGUGCAUCUAACAUGUAAAAAAGUGAGUAAGAUUUUAGAACUAUGUAUGAAGAGAAAAAAAGAAAGAAAAGAGAACAGAAAGAAGAAAUAAUAUAUGAUUACUUUGAUCCCGACGCAAGAUUUCGAUAAUGCAAGUCAUUUUGUUAUGCUCUUAUAACCAUUAUUUUUUUCUUCUUAUAGUAAACAUUAAGCAUCGGUGUAUAAGAUUUUUUUUUUGAAUAGCUCCUCGAUGUGAUACUAAAUACAACAAAACGAAAGACUCAAUUACAGUUUUUUUUUUUAAAGGGGACGCAGACGUAGGGGAGAGUGAAAAGAAAAGACAAAAAAAAAAAAAAAAACAUGGUAUAGUGUUCAAGUGACUGCCUUUCUCAACAAUCGUAUUGCUAGUGUAAUCGACUGCCUCUGACCAUGGCGGGUCCACAGAGCAGGUGAAUGAACAGUUUUUGGUGAUCGUAGAGAAAAAAAAGCGAUUGGAAAGAAAACGGAAAGAAAGAAAACGGCGCCUUGUCCGCCAGCGCUCAUGAGAACGGGUGCCAUGAUCGAGGUGUGGUUCAUGAGUGGACUGUGACCCAGCAUGACCUCCUCAUUCCUGGGACCCCAUGGACGCGUCAGCCGCUCUUCGGACGCCUAGUCCCGGCCUGACCUCACCCCAGGGCCAGUCUAAGGUCAGAGGUUAGCCAUGUCCUCGGGGGCGGUGCAACGGGAGCCUGCGGGGACGGGCCAGGGCGGCACUUCCCCGCAGCAGUUCUACGCCCACGGGCUGGAGGGCUGCUCGCAGAAGGAGCUACACCUGGCGGCGCUGGGCUCGCUCAAAGGGGAAAUUCUAGAAUUAUCGUCUCGCCUCAAAAUGGUUUCUCAGGAACGGGACAUGCUGGAGAAAACGCUUACAGUCACGCAGCUCGAGAAGGUGAGAGUGGAGAGAGAGAGCGAGGACAGACUGGACUCCCAGGCCCAGCGCUACGAGGAAAGACUAACCGAACUGCACUCUGUCAUCGCCGAACUCUCCCGCAAGAUCGACCAGCAGAGGAUCAACGUCAUCGCCGAGGAGGAGGCGGCGGUUCCUGAGGACUACUCGCAGUCGGAACUCUCGCACGACCAGCACGAUGCUACGGAAGAUUCAACUAGUGAGGCUGUCGAGUCUGAAGAACACGCGGAGGAGAACAGGGAUAACACAGCCACGGAUGCUUCGACAUCUUGUGACAUAGAUGAUAGAGCUGUGGAGGCCGGAGAAGGCAUCGCAGACCUGGACGUGAGCGAGUGUCCCAGAGGCAGUGGAGAUACAAGCAGCUGCCGGGCUUCAGGGGACGAGCCUUGCCGUUCCUUAAGUGCUUUGGAGGAGGAGGUGAAAGCACUCCGAGAGGAGAACAUGAGCCUCCAACAUGCUCUCGCCGUUGCACAACACAGUGCCUCAACUCAUCGCAAUGCCCUUGCAACCCUCACUCAGGAGAGGGAUGUCCUCCGUAAAAAGCUUCGCGAGUAUCAAAGAAUGCAGCCAGCGAUGCCGCCCCAGUCCCCCCAGGUCGCCGAUGCCGUCACGGUGCGUGGGCUGAGAGGAGCUCCCUUGGCCGCCUUCACUGCCACUUCAGGAGGAUCGGCGCCCAGCGGCUCAGGACCUGGCACCGUGUCACCUUCUCCCUCCCCUCAGCCCCCGGAGAGCCACACGCCCACUCAGGACGACACGCCCAUUAUCUGCCGAUUGGCAGAGAGGGUUCGUCUUAAGAAGGCUGAGAGUGGAGACCAGCGAAUAACAGGCUCAGACCUGAGUAGUGUAGGAGUGUGGACGACGGCGGUGGCGGAGCAGUUGGUCGCCGGGGUUCAGGAAGAGAGUGAUGCCCAGGAGCUCUACCACGCCCUGGCCACUGCAGGAGGUGCGCUAGCUCCUCAUGAGAGACUAAAAGAGUUUGAAGUGGAGAUAGAGAGACUGCACGCUAAGGUGGAUCAUUUGAAAGCACAGAAUGAUGUGUUGGCCAUUACUCUUAGUGAAUCGAAAGCACACUGUGAUCAUUUGAGUAUUCUCAUAGGGAAAUAUGAAUCAAAUUCGACUGCCUUACAACUAGCAGUGACCAACCUAGACCAGACUAUAGAAGCUUAUGAAGUGUUAGUGGCACUCCUGGAAAGUGAGAUUGCGUUGUUAUUUGCCAGUUGCAAAGCUGCGGGUGUUGGGGUGAAGGGAAAUGCUGGGGUGAGUCUUUCAGACCAGGAAGACCUCGUGGCUCUCGUCAGAAGAGCCCAGGAACAACGAAGGUCCACAGAAAAUGUUGCCCGGCAUUUACUUUCCCGUUUGGAGAGGGCGAGCGGAAUGCAGAAUGAUUCGGAAAACUGGAACGAGGCCAGUAUAAGCCAUAAUACAAGCACUGCCUCAUCCACAUCAAGUGGAGUCGACUCUGAUGUAAGCCGAGGAGAGGAACAGCGCCUUCGAGAAACCAUCGGGAAGAUGCGGGAUGAGAGAUGUCAGGUUGCAGCCUCCAUCCUCCCACUCGAGUCGAUCCACGUAGAUCCACUCACCCGGCACUAUCCACUCAGCCUUCACGACGCCCACAAGCUGGACCUCGAGAAUGCAGUGUUGAUGCAGGAACUCACGGCCAUGAGGGAGGAUCGGGCAGAACUAAGAGCUCAGGUAUACCUAAUAGAAAGGGAGAAAGCAGGUCUCGAGCUAAGAGUCGGGACGUGCGAAGCCCAAGCAGCUGCCUAUUGUGCAACCAUAGACCAUUUAAGAUCGGAAUUAUCCCUAGCGCGUCCGGAUGGCAGUAAUGAUGUGGAAGGAGAAGGCGACAGUGGUGUGGACUCUUCAUCGCCCGAAAUCAUGGAAGCCUUACGUCGCGAGAGACAGCUGAAAGUCCGCGUCCAGGACCUGGUCACGACCCUCGAGAAGGUGACCAAAAACUCGGAGGCUCGACACAUGCAGUCGCAGGAGUUCAUCAAUGACCUGAAGAAGGCUAAUGGAGCUUUGCUAACGGCAGUUGAUCGUCUCAAAAAGAAAUAUGCAUUGAAGGUGAAGAGAAUGGAACAGCAGAUGAUGGGGAUGGUCGACCGCCAUGCUCACCAGGUAGCCUUUGUCCGGGUUUUGAAGCAGAGGAUCGCCAACCUGGAGGACGAUCCCGGGUCGCAGCAAACACAGAUGAUCUCGACAGCGAGCGAAACUUCCCUUUGAAAUCUCACAAAAAGAAGGAAAAAAUAUUAAAAAUGAGCAUUAAGAUUCCUCUGAAGUGGUAAAUAAGCUUCAUGCUUCUGUUAUAUAGUGUUCUUCAAAGAUUUUUUUUUUUUUGAAAUGUAUGUAUAUGUGUGUGUGUGUGUGUGUGUGUGUGUGUGUGUGUGUGUGUGUGUGAGGCAAAAGAAAAUUGAAAGGGAAAGAGAACUGAUAUGAUUAUUCAUUUUCUGGAGUAAUGUUUUUGAAGGAAAUGUUUAUCGAGAGGUCACACAAUUGGCAAUUUAGCAAGUAAUCACACAAAAAGUAUAGUAUCAAAAUAUUAAUCAGAGUUGAAAUAUUUAUAUAAUAUUUAUAUAAAAAAAACUGAAUCACUUUUAAUAAUUUAAGACAAACAUUAUAUAUAUAAUUAGGAUUUUAUUUACACAAUUAGGCAUGCAGAUAAAAAACAACAAAAUCCAGAAACAGAAAAAACAAAUAAAAUGAGGCAUUUCUUCAUGAUAACAAACAACUGUAAUUUUUUAUCCUUUCUUUUGUUCAAUGUUAUUUUCCUCAAAAAAUAUUGUUCAUCAUGUUCAGAUUCCCCCAAAUUAUGCAUCUUGAUAAGGUCCUCAGGUAUACUAUAUCAGGGAGAGCAAAAGGGGGAAACGCACGGGGAUGAAUAAAACUAGUGAAACACAGUAAUAGGAGAUAAAUAGAAAAAUAAAAAUAAAGGAGAAAAUGAAUAUGAAAUGAAAGAAAUCUAAAGUUAAAAGUGUGUGAAUAUUUUCCUUUUUUUUGUGUAGGGAAGCACCAUUUUUUUUCCAAUAACAUGGGAUUCAGUUACAUUUGAACAAUGUGUAUCUAUUUUUAUUGUUUUCUAUAAAAUAGGUAUUGAAAUCAUUAAAGAAAAAUGAAAUUGAUAUGAAAUAGAAGUUUGGUUCAUGGGAUUGAAUGAAAGAAGGAGAGGAAAAGACGAAAAGAAAUGAAAUAAAGACGAAGCUAGUUGGCUGUGAAUCGUUUACAUUGAAGAGUGAUGGAUACUGUUGAAAAAAAAUUCAACCUCAUUAGCAUAUGCAUGGUGACUUUGCUGUAUCUCUGGCUUCCUUUCAUACCACAAAUCACUGUACAAUUUCAUACCACUUUUUUGUGAAAUCAUGUCAUUAUCAUUUGGAAAAAAAAAACAGAAAGAAAACGAGACUUGAUGACUUGCAAAAUAUGGAAAAAUCCAUUAGGAAGUUUGCUGAUAUACAUUUGUUUUUUUUCUUUUAUAUGUCCAAAAUAAUAAAAUGAAUUACAUAUAUAUGGCAAAGACUAAUUUACUGAUAUUAGUCUAGUUUAAUCUCUGCAUAAGUGUUCUUUCCAAAUAAGGUAGUUUCACAAAAUGUCUGAGGUGCAAUGUAUGAAAGAAAUAUAGAAGAUGCCUGCAAAGUGCAGGACAUUUCCAAUAUAUAUAGUAAUGCAAUGAACAUGUAACUUUAUGAAUUAUGGAAUCAUAAAGGGAUUUUUUUUUAGUAUUUUGUAUAAUAUCAGUUGAUGUUGUUUCAAUAUCAUUUUUAAAAAUAAUCUACAGUAUAGUUAUGUUUCUUUGAUUGAUAGACUACACAACAGGCCCCUUUUGGAGACAGAGGAAGAAAAAGAGAGAGAAAGAGGGAGAAAAUCAUGAAGACAAUUUGAUGUAGAAUCUUGUAGACUUAAUAAUCUUGCAUACUCAACAAAGGUAAUUAGAGAAAUGUGCCAAACUAGUCCAGUGUACAUUAAAUAGACAAAAACGUUGCAAAUAAUAACAGAAGAGGAAUAAUGUUAAAAGAACAGAAUUUCAAAGUACAAAAUCCUUGCUCUCCUGUUGCACAAGGAUAAGUGCAAACCUGCUCUGAUCAGUAUCUCAAAAUAUAUCCCAGCAUAUCAGUGUCACAUCAUUUUUAUUCACAAGCCAUAUCAUAAACAGUAUACUUUGUGAAACCCAUUAGAUAGAAUUUGAUAGUUUGAAAACAUGAAGGUAGUUGCAUAAUCGCUCAGUUUUAGUGAUAAGUAGAUUUUUUAUGCGUUUCAUUAUAUAGAUACAUCCAAAUAACAUCAUCCAUUACUCGUUAGCUUUUUGUUUUUGUUAAAGAUUAACAAAGCCAUAGAAACCCUUUUUUUUUUUUUUUUUUUU
Penaeus chinensis is the source of this 5880-nucleotide messenger RNA. Its product is annotated as colorectal mutant cancer protein-like. NCBI's taxonomy places the organism in Eukaryota, Metazoa, Arthropoda, Malacostraca, Decapoda, Penaeidae. Bases 1281 to 3752 code for a protein of 823 amino acids. The record is from RefSeq and is a predicted model, not a curated record. The transcript has 12 exons.